Messenger RNA from Benincasa hispida (wax gourd), 4470 nucleotides. Its product is annotated as putative inactive ATP-dependent zinc metalloprotease FTSHI 5, chloroplastic. Gene Ontology annotation, cellular component: chloroplast thylakoid membrane. The record is from RefSeq and is a predicted model, not a curated record. Lineage: Eukaryota; Viridiplantae; Streptophyta; Magnoliopsida; Cucurbitales; Cucurbitaceae. Gene Ontology annotation, biological process: proteolysis. Gene Ontology annotation, molecular function: ATP binding; ATP hydrolysis activity; metalloendopeptidase activity.
ACAUAGGGAAGACCGGAAAACCAUAAACCCAAAAACCCCUUUAACCUCCCUCCUUCAUCCAUUUCCCCAUUCUCAUUCAUUAGCUAAUCCCUGCACUCAUUUUCCUUUCUCACUCAUCAUCUACCUUCCCAAAUGCUAACCUUCUUCAUUUCUUCCGCACCAAUCUCCUUUUUCUGCUCCUAAUUUCCUCAACACCGUCCUUAUGGACGUCAUUUUUGCUUCUCUCCCAUUACCCAACAAAUCCCACUCUCAACACUCUACUCUUUUCAGAACCAGCUGCCCAACCCGCACUCGCCGAUGCAACUUCAUAUUCACCAGAAAAUGCGUCAAUUCUGUCUCAAAUGGCAACCGGCUACAAUUACUUGGCUUUCCAACACUUCCCAGAAGCUUGAAGGCUUUACAAGAACAUGGAGAAGCUGACGAACCCAUUUCGGAGGACUUUAGUCCCUCAAAUUUGGUUAGUUUGUCUGUACAUGAUAACAAGAAUGAUGGGACUAUGCUCAAUUGUAUUGCCAAACCAAUUGCGUAUACAUUGUUUUGUAUCGUUGUUGGAUUUGUUCCUUUUAGGACGGUUAAAGCUCCUGCAAUUGCAGCUCCGGUUGUUGGGGAGAGGGUUUUGGAUAAAAGAACCAAUGGGGAGGCGGUUGAAUCGAACAUGAGGGGUCAUGAGUACUCAGACCGCACGAGACAGUUGCUCGAGGCGGUGUCAGGUGUAUCGAGGAGUAUAGAAGAGGCUAGAAAGGGUAAUUGUAGUGUAGAAGAGGUGGAGACGGCAUUGAAGGCUGUGAAGUUGAAAAAAGAGGAACUGCAAGGAGGGAUUUUGAAUGAGCUUUAUAUACAACUGAGGGAACUGAAGAGGGAGAAGGCGGGUUUAGAAAAGAGAUUGAAGGAGAUUGUUGAUGAGGUGCUGAAAGCUAAGGGGGAGUAUGAGAGGUUGGUGGAGGAGGGGGUUAGUGUUGGGGAGGAAGGGAGGGCGAGGAUGGGAAGGUUGGAGCAGAUAUUGAGAAGGUUGGAGGUGGAGUAUAAUGAGAGAUGGGAGAGAGUAGGGGAGAUCGGGGACAAUAUUUUGAGGAGAGAGACUGUAGCACUGAGUUUUGGGGUGAGGGAGCUAUGCUUCAUUGAGCGGGAAUGCGACCAACUAGUGAAGAGGUUUACCCGGGAAAUGAGAGCCAGAGGGAAGGAUACUAACAGAAUGCCAAAACAACUUCUUACAAAGCUGUCUAAAGAUUAUAUUAAAAAAGAUUUGGAAAAUAUGCAAAGAAAAAAGUUGGAGCAAAGUAUUCUUCCAACUGUGGUGGAAGGUGUUAGUCUUGGAAAUUUUUUAGAUCAAGAAGCAGUUGAUUUUGCCCGACGUAUAAGUGAAGGUCUUGAAGAUUCUAGGAGGCUGCAGAAGAACAUGGAGGCUCGUCUGAGAAAGAACAUGAAAAGGUUUGGUGAUGAAAAACGUUUUGUUGUUAACACCCCAGAGGAUGAGGUGGUGAAGGGUUUUCCAGAAGUUGAGUUGAAGUGGAUGUUUGGCCAUAAGGAAGUUGUGGUUCCUAAAGCUAUUAGUCUUCAGUUAUUCCAUGGCUGGAAGAAGUGGCGUGAAGAAGCUAAGGCAGAUUUGAAAAAAAACCUACUAGAAAAUGUGGAAUUUCGUAAAAAAUAUGUGGCCCAGAGACAGGAACGCAUUCUUCUUGACCGAGAUAGAACUGUAGCAAAUACUUGGUACAAUGAAGAAAAGAAACGAUGGGAAAUUGAUCCAGUGGCUGUUCCCUAUGCUGUGACAAAGAGGCUAGUAGAUCGUGCCCGAAUACGGCAUGAUUGGGCUGCCAUGUAUAUUACACUAAAAGGGGAUGACAAGGAAUUUUUCUUGGACACUAAGGAAUUUGAAAUGCUAUUUGAAGAUUUUGGAGGUUUUGAUGGGCUAUAUAUGAAAAUGCUCGCCUGUGGUAUACCAACUACUAUUCACUUGAUGUGGAUCCCAUUCUCGGAAUUGGAUAUCUAUCAACAGUUCAGCCUGAGCUUAAGGUUGUCUCAGAGUUGCUUGAAUGCAUUGUGGAAAACUAGAGUUGUUUCGUAUGGGAGAAGUUGGGUGUUCGAGAAAAUAAAAAAUAUAAAUGACGACUUAAUGACAAUGAUUGUAUUUCCCACUGUGGAGUUUUUAGUCCCUUAUCCGUUGAGACUCCGGUUAGGGAUGGCAUGGCCAGAGGAAAUAGAUCAGACCGUUGGUUCUACAUGGUACUUGAAAUGGCAAUCUGAGGCAGAAAUGAAUUUUAAAUCUAGAAAAACAGAUGGUUUCCGGUGGUUUUUUUGGUUUAUGAUUAGAAGUGCUAUAUACGGAUAUAUUUUGUUUCAUAUCUUCUCCUUUAUGAAGAGAAAAGUGCCAAGGCUUCUUGGCUAUGGACCAGUUCGUAGGAAUCCAAAUUUGCGGAAGUUGGGGAGAGUGAAAUCCUAUCUUAAUUAUAGGAAGAGGAAAAUCAAACAUAAGAAGCGGGCUGGUGUUGACCCAAUUACACGUGCAUUUGAUAGAAUGAAGAGGGUGAAAAAUCCACCAAUACCUUUGAAAGAUUUUGCUAGUGUUGAGUCAAUGAGAGAGGAGAUUAAUGAAGUCGUGGCAUUUCUACAAAAUCCUCGUGCUUUUCAAGAAAUGGGUGCACGUGCCCCUCGGGGGGUCUUAAUUGUUGGUGAGAGGGGAACAGGAAAGACAUCUCUUGCACUGGCCAUAGCUGCAGAAGCAAAAGUACCAGUUGUUACAGUUGAAGCCCAAGAAUUAGAGCCUGGACUAUGGGUUGGACAAAGUGCAUCCAAUGUCCGGGAAUUAUUCCAAACUGCAAGAGAUUUGGCACCUGUGAUCAUAUUUGUGGAGGAUUUUGACCUCUUUGCUGGAGUUCGUGGCAAGUUUAUUCAUACCAAAGAGCAGGAUCAUGAGGCUUUCAUUAACCAACUUCUUGUGGAGCUCGAUGGGUUUGAGAAACAAGAUGGAGUAGUUUUGAUGGCAACCACUCGGAAUUUGAAGCAAAUUGAUGAGGCUCUACAGCGGCCUGGGCGGAUGGAUCGGGUAUUUCAUCUUCAAAGACCAACUCAAUCCGAAAGAGAGAACAUACUACAAAUUGCUGCGGAAGGAUCCAUGGAUGAGGAGCUCAUUAAUUAUGUAGAUUGGAAAAAGGUUGCUGAGAAGACUGCCCUUUUACGACCGGUGGAACUAAAACUUGUCCCACUUGCCUUGGAAGGAAGUGCUUUUCGGAGCAAAUUCCUUGACACUGAUGAACUGAUGGGCUAUUCUAGCUGGUUUGCUACUUUCAGUGGUAUUAUUCCCAAGUGGGUGCAGAAAACCAGAAUAGUAAAAAAAUUAAACAAAAUGUUGGUGAAUCAUCUGGGAUUACCACUGUCUAAAGAAGAUCUUCAAAAUGUGGUUGAUCUGAUGGAACCAUACGGUCAAAUAAGCAAUGGAAUUGAACUCCUUAAUCCUCCUCUUGAUUGGACAAGGGAGACAAAGUUUCCACAUGCUGUUUGGGCAGCUGGUCGUGGUCUUAUUGCCCUUCUAUUACCGAAUUUUGAUGUUGUGGAUAAUCUGUGGCUUGAGCCAUUAUCUUGGCAGGGUAUUGGGUGUACAAAGAUCAGUAAGCGGAGAAAUGAAGGAUCCAUUAAUGGGAAUUCAGAAUCAAGAUCUUACCUUGAAAAGAAGCUUGUUUUUUGCUUUGGUUCAUAUAUUGCAGCUCAAAUGCUACUUCCUUUUGGAGAAGAAAAUUUCCUAUCUUCGUCUGAGUUAAAGCAGGCACAAGAGAUUGCAACGAGAAUGGUGAUUCAGUAUGGCUGGGGGCCAGAUGAUAGUCCAGCAAUUUACAGCCGAAACAAUGCAGUUGCUUCUUUGAGUAUGGGUGAUAACUAUGAAUAUGAAGUGGCAGCUAAAGUUGAGAAGAUUUAUGAUUUAGCAUAUUGUAGAGCGAAGGACAUGUUGGCAAAAAACCGCCAAGUUCUUGAAAAGUUUGUUGAAGAAUUACUAGAGUACGAAAUUCUUACUGGGAAGGUUUUGGAGAGAUUAAUUGAAACCAAUGGAGGAAUUAGGGAGAAAGAACCAUUUUUUCUUUCUGAAUACUAUGAUAGAGAGCCAUUGACUGGUGGAUUUCUUGAAAAUGCGAACUCGUCAGGAACUGCUCUUUUAAGUCCACCAACAUAGAACAAGAGAAAAAUGAGUGUGAUUUGGAUCUAAAUCAUAUUACAACAAGAGAAAACAUGAGUUGCUUCUAUGUUUUUUAAUUCGAGUAGAAAUACGAUGUAAUCUAGAUGUGUUGAGGAUGGAGAUAUGAUGUAAUCAAGAUGUAUUGAGCGUAGAUAGGUGUACAAAAAGAGGUUUUUGGGUGAGAAGAGGCACCAUUUUUCCUUGGUCACAGGAUUUUGUAACCAUUGUUGAGCUCAAAUAUCUAUAAAUGAUGUUUGAAAUAUCAAGGAAAUAAUUUAUGAAUGAAAAAUUCAUCAUUCUUGUUAGCA